This is a messenger RNA of Ostertagia ostertagi, 681 nucleotides long. NCBI's taxonomy places the organism in Eukaryota, Metazoa, Nematoda, Chromadorea, Rhabditida, Trichostrongylidae. The record is from the annotation of a GenBank genome assembly.
AUGAAAACCGUGGACGUUAGUCACCAUACCUUUGUGGAGCCUGUACGCCGAAUUCUGAACGUUUUCGACAUGAAACACUUCUAUUUUUCGGAGUCUGUACCGAACAGUGCGUUGAAUAACUCCAGGGUUUACUCGGAUACGCCAUCCAUAUCCCCUCGAGUUCCUCCGCGACCGCCACCCUUACCAACACAACCCAUACCGCCCGGCACAAGGGUAGCUGCUGUUGCCCCAUUAAUGAGCAACAAAACUAGCUCGUUACCGGUGAAGCGUCGUCCUGCACCCCACUCAGAUGUGAUAUGCCUAAGUGACGACGAGCCUGGUCCUUCGGCUGCGAAGCGCGCAGCGAACUCACCAGCCGGGGCUUCUCCAUUGACUAUGAAGAACAAACCUGUUGACAGUACUAAUCGAUGCAAGAUUUGUGAUGCUGCGAUGGCGACGCCACAAAUUCAGUCGCUGCAUGAGCUGCAUAGAAAUGGAAUGAAAUGGUUCUGUCUGGAUUGCGCCAGCGCUCAAAUGGACGAAGUGGAGGCGAUGAAGCACUACUUCAGUACGCAUGUCAAAGUUGCUGAACAGAGAGCUAUUGAGAAAGUUCGUGUGAAGCUUGUGUAUUACCGUUGCGUGUCGUUGCCAUGCGCUGUGUUUUGUUUGAUGCCACGUUACAGGGCAUACCAUGCUUCAUAA